Molecule: messenger RNA, 1380 nt
Organism: Geodia barretti
Lineage: Eukaryota; Metazoa; Porifera; Demospongiae; Tetractinellida; Geodiidae
Source: the annotation of a GenBank genome assembly
AUGUGGAGAUCAUCGCUCAACACUGUUCUCUGUACAACAAUUCUCCUACUGACUACAACCACUACUACUAGUGAUGCGAACCGGCAACAGAAACCGGCCGCGGAUUCCGUGCGGGGAGCAAGCCAAGGAAAGUCGCCGGCCCCGGUCAUUCUCGCCCACCGCCCCAUGGAUAGCUGGGCCGUAACAGUUGGAGGCGAGUCUGGGAACAUUGAAUACCUGGCGCGAAAACACGGGCUGACAAACCGCGGACAGAUCGGAAACCUCAAGGGAGUGUAUCUCUUCACGGCUGCAGAUAGCGUCCCUGUUAGCGAACUUUCAGCAGCUAAAACGGCAGCAUUGGGCGAGGACCAGUUGGUGGUGUUUGCUGAAAAGCAGCGAGUCCAAGUGAGAGAGAGGAGAUCAGGUUAUGUGCAACCGCAAGACCCCGGCUGGAAGAAACAGUGGUAUCUGGCUAACUCAGUGGGAUCUCCCCGUCAGCUAGACCUGAAUGUUGAGCCUGUGUGGAUGCAGGGGAUUAAUGGGAGCGGUGUGGUUGUGGGCGUUGUGGACGAUGGCUUAGAAUGGACACACACAGAUCUCAUAGACAACUAUGAUUCUAGUGCAAGUUAUGAUUUCGUUUGGGACGAUGGGGACCCCUCUCCUGACGGGAACAGCGAGGAACCAAACAGCCAUGGAACUAGUUGUGCCGGCGAGAUUGCCAUGAGCAGGGAUUGCUCUUGUGGAGUGGGUGUGGCUUACGGCUGCAGCAUUGGAGGGCUCAAGAUAGAUUUCAACCUCAUCACUGAUGCCAUGGAGUCUAAUGCUCUCGGACACGAGAACUCCUACGUUGACAUCUACAGCAGUAGUUGGGGUCCGUCUGACUAUGGGUUCUCGGUAGAGGGACCAGGAACACUGUUGCAGCAGACACUUGCCACUGGUGUUAGAGAGGGUCGAAGCGGGAAGGGAAGUAUCUACGUGUGGGCAGCUGGAAAUGGAGGAAAGUACUUUGACUCCUGCGCAGCCGACGGAUAUGUCAGCAGUAUCUACACAAUUGCUGUUGGAUCUGCUGACCAGAACGGACGUCCAGCUGAUUACGAUGAGGCAUGCGCUGCCAAAAUGGCCGUCACAUUCAGCUACAACUCUGCGACUUUCCCACCGAGUGGAGAAUCUCCUGAUCUGACGUGGAGAGAUGUCCAGUAUCUGAUAGUCUACACCUCUAACAUUGACAUACUGACUGUGGACGACUUGGCCACCAAUGGAGCUGGUCUCAAAUUCAGCCACCACCUUGGAUUUGGAGCCAUUGAUGCCGAGGCACUGGUGACCAGAGCCAGACACUGGACCAAUGUUCCUGAGCAGCAAACUAUCCAAACACUAUAUCAUCACCAAGACAAAGUAGGUUGA